Molecule: messenger RNA, 948 nt
Organism: Durusdinium trenchii
Lineage: Eukaryota; Dinophyceae; Suessiales; Symbiodiniaceae
Source: the annotation of a GenBank genome assembly
AUGGGCUUCGGUGGCUGGGGCAAAGGCGACUGGGGCAAAGGCGACAAAGGCGGCAAAGGAGGAUGGUCUCCAUGGCAGCCGAUGUUCAUGAAGUGGGGCAUGAAGGGCAAAGGCUGGGGGAAGGGCAGCAAAGGCCUGAAGGUGGAUCCAGCCUUGAAAUGUUGGAUCGGCAACCUGCCUGAGGGCACCUCAUGGAAAGCCUUACAGGAGCAUAUGAAUCAGGCAGGCAAGACCACGUGGGUGGAGUGCUUCAGUGGUAAAGGUGCCGGCACUGGAGGCGUCUCCUACGCCACCGCCGAAGAGGCGGCGAAUGCCAUCACCAUGCUCAACGGGAGCGAAGACGGCAACACCUUCUUUGAUCAUCCCUCUGAGGCAUUGCCAAGGGGAAAAGAGGAGUCCUGGUUCAAAGUGACGAUCCCCAGGCGCUUUCCGGCGGAGGCCACCGCCGGUCGGCGUGUUUUGGGGCUCGAAGCGAUCGAAGGCGGACGAGAAGAGGCCGCGGAGACGGUUUUGACGCCCGACGGGUGUUGCCGCGGUUUGCAGCGGUCCCUCGCCAGCACGGAGGGCCGGCGGCAGCUGCUGCUGGGCGCUGCGCUCACGCUGGUGGCGUUGAUGGUGUUGAGAGGACCACUCUUGGACCUCCUGGAAUUCGUCCUGAAGGUUUGUGAGUACUUCUUGAAGCCGCUGCUCUUGGUGACGGAUGUGGUUCCUCCGCCAGUCUUGGAAUUGCUGGGCGUGAUCUCCAUUGGAGGCACCGCGGCCUACCUUUGCUACAAAGAUCCCAACACCGCCUGCCUUUUUGUGGUGUUGCUGUUGGCUGGGGGCGGGUACUUCCUUGCCAGCGUGACCAUCUGGUACAAGCCCAUUGAUGCGUCCAAGGACUUCCUUCAGCUCAGCGACGAUCAUCCAAUAGGUCCCGUUGCUCUGAACGGACUCGGGCUCCCCUGA